Dentiscutata heterogama is the source of this 423-nucleotide messenger RNA. NCBI's taxonomy places the organism in Eukaryota, Fungi, Glomeromycota, Glomeromycetes, Diversisporales, Gigasporaceae. The record is from the annotation of a GenBank genome assembly.
AUGGAGGGUAUAGAGAACAUUGAGUCAGUACAAGAAGUGGAUGAAUCAGAAGAUAGUGUUGAUAGUGAGCAAGAGGAAUCUAAUGAUGAAAAAAUGGAGGAAGAUAGCAUAAAAAUAUUAAACAAUAAGAAACAAGAUCUUGCAAAUCCACAACAGAAAGAAUCGUCUUCUCAGGAAAAAAAAAUGAUUAAAGAUCCUGAACCAAUACCAUUAUUGUCACGCCCGAAUGCUGCAAAUCAGUUUCGUGAUUAUUAUAUGUCACAAAUUACCAAGGCUUUUGGUGAAGAUUUAGAUAGAAUUCGAAAGGACCAAAAUCUUGAUUCCAAUCGAUUAGAAAUAUUAAUUAACUCAUUAGAAUCUGGUAUUAGUGUUUUUUCGGACGUUGAAAAAGAAUUGGCUUUAUUAUCUCAUAAUAAUAAAUGA